Elephantulus edwardii (Cape elephant shrew) is the source of this 672-nucleotide messenger RNA. It is a transcript of the gene AK3, whose product is annotated as adenylate kinase 3. The record is from RefSeq and is a predicted model, not a curated record. Gene Ontology annotation, biological process: nucleobase-containing compound metabolic process. Bases 1 to 672 code for a protein of 223 amino acids. Gene Ontology annotation, cellular component: mitochondrion; cytoplasm. Gene Ontology annotation, molecular function: AMP kinase activity; ATP binding. The transcript has 5 exons. NCBI's taxonomy places the organism in Eukaryota, Metazoa, Chordata, Mammalia, Macroscelidea, Macroscelididae.
AUGGGGGCGUCCGCGCGGCUGCUGCGCGCCGCGAUCAUGGGGGCCCCUGGCUCUGGCAAGGGCACCGUGUCGUCGCGCAUCGUGAAGCACUUCGAGCUGAAGCACCUCUCCAGCGGGGACCUGCUCCGGGACAACAUGCUGCGGGGCACAGAAAUUGGUGUGCUAGCCAAGACCUUCAUUGACCAAGGGAAGCUGAUCCCGGAUGAUGUCAUGACGCGGCUGGUCCUCCAUGAGCUGAAGCACCUCACCCAGUGCAGCUGGCUGUUGGAUGGCUUUCCAAGGACGGUUCCCCAGGCAGAAGCCCUGGACAAGGUCUACCAGCUGGACACAGUGAUUAACCUGAAUGUGCCCUUCGAGGUCAUUAAACAGCGCCUCACAGCCCGCUGGAUUCACCCGGCCAGUGGUCGUGUCUACAACAUCGAGUUCAACCCUCCCAAGACUGUGGGCCUGGACGACGUGACUGGGGAGCCGCUUGUCCAGCGCGAGGAUGACAGGCCGGAGACGGUCAUCAAGAGGCUGAAGGCCUAUGAGGCCGAGACGGAGCCGGUCCUCCAGUACUACCAGAGAAAAGGAUUGUUGAAAACGUUCUCCGGCACAGAAACCAACAAGAUCUGGCCCCACGUAUAUGCUUUCCUGCAAACGAAAGUUCCAGAGUCCUCAGGUACCCCAUGA